This is a messenger RNA of Salvia hispanica, 1482 nucleotides long. RefSeq names its product 5'-adenylylsulfate reductase-like 4. Lineage: Eukaryota; Viridiplantae; Streptophyta; Magnoliopsida; Lamiales; Lamiaceae. The record is from RefSeq and is a predicted model, not a curated record.
UGACAAAAUAUACAAAUAGGUGGGUAAGCGAUAGGGAAGACGAAGAGAGGUAGAAAGAAGGCGAAAAGCUGAAACCAAGGUGUUGGAUUGCUAAAACGCGCCGAGUUCCUUCUUCACCGCCACUUCCUCAAAUCGCUCCUCCAAACCCUGAUUUAUUCGAUUAUUCCAUUCCGAAAAUGGAGGAUCUGCACCGGAUUCUCGAGCUUGCUGGACUGACGGUGUUUCUUCUCAUCGGGAGGCUAACCUGCGCCGACGCCGAUACGGCUCCGUCGCGCCCCCUGUGUGUGUUAGACUCCCUCAAAGACUCGUUCUUCGCUCCCCGGAGCGAUGUUUGUUACAUUAGUCGCGACCGAUUUUCUCACCCUGUCGGCGUGAUUGAGGGGAAUGAGGUUGCAUUGCAGAAGGCACUGCAUAUGGUCCACAAAAACGAAAAUGACUAUGCUUCUGUCCUCUUUUACUCGGCUAGGUGUCCUUUCUCUGGAACAUUUAGGCCAAAGCUUUCCGUUUUGUCUUCGAUAUAUCCUUCAAUCCCUCACUUUGCAAUCGAAGAAUCAUCAGUCAGGCCAAGCAUUCUGUCAAAAUAUGGAGUUUAUGGGUUUCCAACCUUGAUACUUCUAAACUCUACCAUGCGCAUGCGAUAUCAGGGCUCUCGCACUAUGGAAUCUCUAAUCGCUUUUUAUGGGGAUGUUACGGGCUUGAAUACAUCAUCUGCUGAUCCAGUGUAUCUGGAGAAGAUUAGAUGUUCAGGAUCCGACGAAAGGCACAAUACUCACCAGGAAACGUGCCCUUUCCCUUGGGCCCGAUCACCCGAGAAUUUGCUGCAGCAGGAAACAUAUUUGGCCUUAGCUACCAUUUUUGUGAUCAUGAGGUUACUUUACUGCACUUUCCCAACACUACACAGAUAUGGUCAGUUGGCUUGGAGGAGGUACAUCAUAAACGCGAGCUUCAGUGGCUUGUGGGAGCAUUCUGUAGUCCACAUCAAUCGACUCUUACAGCUGUUCAAAUCUCUGAACGAGCCCGGCAAGAAAAGCAAUCUGCAAGAAGGGGCUAAGAACGCCAAAGCUUGGGCGUCCAAGUCUCUAGCAACUGUCUCGUUCGGGGAUGCUAGCUCAAGCCAUAGCAAUGCUCAGUAAUCUCCACUGACCUCUAUCUACGUACUACAUUUCUUGAUAGCAGCUUUUCAAGCAGACGAAGAUGCCUCAUAGUAUCAUCGGAAUUUGAGCUACACAUGCCUGCACAAGGUCUUUACUGGACGAAGCCCCAACUAAGCCUUAUAAUCAGGAACAACAACAACAAUGUGGUACUCUCACAACCAUAAUCGAGGUUCAGUGCUUGCUGAUGUUGGCCCGCAUAUCUAUUCUUUACCGAAUUCUUUAGGUAGGUGUUUCAGGCGCUGCACGGCGCCACAUAUCUUGUGUUCUUGUAACCUAGUGCUGGUUUAGUUUCACCAACCCUGAAGAAUUGUUAUAUCUUUACCUUCAA